Molecule: messenger RNA, 2231 nt
Organism: Mytilinidion resinicola
Lineage: Eukaryota; Fungi; Ascomycota; Dothideomycetes; Mytilinidiales; Mytilinidiaceae
Exons: 3
Coding region: 66-2231 (721 amino acids)
Biological process (GO): mitotic sister chromatid cohesion; maintenance of mitotic sister chromatid cohesion
Cellular component (GO): SMC loading complex; chromatin
Molecular function (GO): double-stranded DNA binding
Source: RefSeq, a predicted model, not a curated record
CACCAUGAGUCUGUGACGCAGCAAGAUGGUCUACCGGCCCUUCGGACUAUCAUCACAGCGCCGUCAUGAGCUACCCCUACCAGUACUCGCCCCCGGGCCAGCCUGGCCCUCCACACCCACCUCAGCGACAACCACAAGCUCCACCAAACGGAUAUGCGCCGAACGGGUAUCCAGCCCAGAACCAGGCUUCGCAAAUGCCCCCACAAACACCUAUGCAAUAUGUCAAUCCGCCUAGGUCUCAACAACAGGCCACACGACCUGGUCAAAUCCGGCACCCCCAAGUCGUGAUUCAUACUCCCUCAAGAUCUGCCUCUGUGCUAUCGACGACGCCACAAGCCUCCCCAAGUCCAGGCGGAGCGACCGAUUACAAUCCAUUGCUUCUCUUGCUCGCAGAGGAAUACAUAGAAGCUGCGCACGGGAUGGGCCCGACGGUGUCCCUGACCCAUCAGGAUCAGGAGACCUACUACAAGCUUAUGUCAACGGGAAUGGGAUGCAUGGAUGCUGUACUGCUCAAUUACAAACUGCAUCCGGCCACAGAAGGGCAAAUACGGCUUCGCUUUGCUACUCUAUUACAUAAUGAAACGAACAACGAUGCAAAGACAGAUCAAGUACUAAAUCACGGGAUCAUGCUAUGUCAAAGGCACCGACUUCUCGACUUGAAGUAUAGCAUGCAGCAUCUUCAAGCACGUGCCCUGGCGAAAAAAAAUCCAGGCGCCGCGAUCAAGACCUUGGACAAGGUCAUAAAGGAGGCCGAAGACUAUGGACAUGUUGCCUGGGUAUACGCGCUUCGGUUUCUGUGCGUCUCACUAUCCCAACAAAUGCCCUCGCAGCGUGGUUAUUCGACUUCGCUUCAUCAUCUGGAGGCGAUAUCAAAAAUCUCGGACGACCAUAGGGACAUGGCAGUAUAUGUCGUCUCUGCUGCGUUCAAGGCUCUCCUGCACCUGCGAACCCCAGGAACAGAGAGCAUGGUGGAGGCUCAGCGCGCGAUUGCUGACGCGCGACAAUACCAGCUUGACCAGUCGGUGCUGGGAUUGACGCAAAUUAUGACGCUUCUCAGUCUCUUGGAUGUUGUUUGUAGCCUUCAGAGCCACAGAAAAGAAGAAAUUCUUGAAAAGACAAUGGCCAUGCACCAGUUCCUAGAUAAGCCGGAUCUUGCGGAACAGAGGAAAGACGAAGGUUUCCUGGGUGUACCAAUCGAGCGCAGCUCUAGCGGUCAACUUCACAUAUCAUCCGGGGGGAUCUUUAGAAAGACCGCCGACGGACGAGACCAGCUCGUCUUCGCCUGGGUCUGUCGCCGGGAUGUCUAUUGCCUUGGCUACUACUUAUCCGGUGUAGCGACGAGCCUGUACUACGAAAGGCAGCCUAUUACCUACCUUCAGGAAGCAAUUAAGCUGAUUCGGGGUAGCUUGGUACAGCAUGAGGCACACCCCGAGUCGAUAUCCGGGAUGUCAAGUCUUACGAACUGGCGAACCCUGAUCGACUGGUACCUUAGGUUGCAAUUGGCCUUCUAUUUCUGCUCUCGAGCGGACUGGCCAGCCGCGAGAAAUACCCAGAUAUUCUUGCAGCUAACUGCCAGCCAUUGCUCCUUGGGAGAUGCGAUACAUCGUGAGCGUUUAGCGACUUAUCUAGGCGGUGCAAUCGAUCAGGGCGCUGGUCGGCUUGACUCUGCUCUGCGGUCAUACCAAUCAGAUAUUCUGGCUCUCCCUGACACUGCCCUUGUCAACGACCCAAGCACCGACGUCGCCAUACUCGCCGCCCUGAACACUCUUCUUAUCAUCCGAGAGCCCUCGCAUCCUCAGCACUUCCAGUUCGGGCUCCUCAUGGCCCAGCUCGGACCUUUCUGUACUUCUCACAGAUCAAGAGGUAUUGUUGCAGCAUUCCAAUUGAUCAAGGGCUGCAUCGAUAACGACAGAACCGUGAACUCUACAACCUACAUCCAAACAGCCAUGCAUACCGCCAAAACGAUAUCGAACCAGCAGCUUACAUGCAUGGCUUUUGCCGCAUUUACACUCCAUUUUGCCACUGGUAGACUGGAUGGAGACGCUGUGAGAGCUCAUGAAGCCUUCCCGAAGCUCGCAGUCCGCGCGAGAAGCAAACUGUGGGAGUGCACGGCUAACGGGAUGUUGGCGACGCUGCUGGAAAAGCGAGGGAAUGGGCAGGAGGCUGCAGCGAUCCGGAGGGAGAUUGAAGAGUUGAGAGAGAGCUUACCCGAGGACUUGAGAGGCCACUGA